AUGGGUUCAGUUACACAGGAACUUCCCUUGAGGGGAAAGCCUAGCGCUUCCGUUUUUGGCGCUGCCAUGAAGGACGAGUUCCUCUUUGACCCGGAGUGGAGGAACCUCAACCAUGGAUCCUUUGGUACCUAUCCCAAGGCCAUCAAGGCCAAGUUCCGCGACGAAGCCCGUCCUGACGUCUUUAUCCGAUACGAAUACCCAAAACUCCUCGAUGAGUCCCGCGUCGCCGUAGCAAAGAUCCUCAACGCCCCCGAGGACGGCGUCGUCUUUGUAUCCAACGCCACCGUCGGCGUAAACACCGUCUUCCGCAACAUGGCCUGGAACAAGGACGGCAAGGACGUCAUCAUCAGCUUCUCCACCAUUUACGAAGCUUGUGGAAAGGUGGCUGAUUACCUUGCUGAUUACUACGAGGGCAAUGUCACGCAUCGCGAGAUUGAGAUUACUUAUCCUAUUGAUGAUGAUGUGAUUCUCAAGAGGUUUGAGGAUACCGUCAAGAAGAUUGAAGAGGAGGGAAAACGUGCUCGCAUCUGCACGUUUGAUGUUGUUUCUUCUCGUCCUGGUGUUGUUUUUCCCUGGGAGGAGAUGAUCAAGACAUGCCGUCGUCUCAAUGUUCUCAGCAUGGUUGACGGCGCUCAGGGUAUCGGAAUGGUCAAGUUGGAUCUCUCAGCCGCGGAUCCCGACUUUUUCGUUUCCAACUGUCACAAGUGGCUUCACGUCCCUCGAGGAUGCGCCGUCUUCUACGUACCCCAACGCAACCAGGCUCUUCUGCCUACGACACUGGCAACCAGCCAUGGUUACGUGCCCAAGCUGGCCAACAGGAUUUCACCGCUGCCUCCAAGCUCCAAGCCUCGCUUUGUCACCAACUUUGAGUUUGUCGGCACUCUCGACAAUUCACCUUAUCUCUGCGUCAAGGAUGCUAUCAAGUGGCGUCAGGACGUGCUUGGUGGUGAAGACGCUGUCCUCAAGUACCUCUGGGACCUAAACAAAAAGGGCACCGAUAUCGUAGCCAAAGCUCUCAACACCCCCGUCAUGGAGAACAGCACAGGAACUCUCCGAAACUGCGGCAUGGGCAACGUCGCCCUACCUCUCUGGGCUGGAGAAGGAGAAGGCACAGUAGUUCCGGCUGACGAGACGCAAAAGGCGUUUCAGUGGAUGCUUACAACGCUCAUCGAUGACUACAAGACUUUCCUGAGCCUGUUUAUUCAUGGUGGACGGUUCUGGGCGAGGAUCAGUGCGCAGGUGUAUCUUGGGAUUGAGGACUAUGAGUGGGCUGGUAAGGUGCUCAAGGAGCUUUGUGAGCGGGUUGCCAAGAAGGAGUAUCUUUAG
Molecule: messenger RNA, 1326 nt
Organism: Fusarium vanettenii 77-13-4
Lineage: Eukaryota; Fungi; Ascomycota; Sordariomycetes; Hypocreales; Nectriaceae
Exons: 3
Coding region: 1-1326 (441 amino acids)
Source: RefSeq, a predicted model, not a curated record